GUGCUCUCAGCGGCGAUGCCGGUGCGGAGGCGGGCGCCACAGCGGUUGGUGGCGCGGCGACAAGAGACGGCGGUGGUGAAGAGGUACACGGAGAUGGGGAUAGCGGCCGCGCUGUCGCGGCCGUGGGACUACCCGACGGCGUGCUGCGAGCUGGCCGAGCUCCUGCGCCACGGAUACGCGGACCUCCCCAAGGCCGCCCAGGCCCUCGUCGCCGGCGACGUACUAAUCGCGUUUCGCCUCCUCCCUGAUGUGCAGACAGGAUAUGCAUUAGCGGCAGCCAAUGGUCUCCUCCAAGCUGUAGAAGUUUCCCUACCAAAGCAAAAGAAGUCACAAGCUGUUUCAGAGUUCAAAUGCUCUGUUAUUGCACAUAAAAGGCGUGCUAGAGUUCAAGAGGAGCCAGGUCCUCCACACAUACCACAUGAUGUGCUUGUUCAUAUCUUCAGUUUUCUGGACAUGCGUUCUCUGGUAGCAGCUGGUCUCGUUUGCUGGUCAUGGAAUUCAUCGGCAAACGACAAUGAACUGUGGAAAAUGAACUACUCCCUUUUCUUUAGCAUAUCCGAUGUGAGUUCCGGCAGCAUGCCUAUAUCCAGUGUACAUAACAGUCAUGGUCUUGUUGUGCAGACUAGCGCCGAUCCAGUAUUUCAUGAUCCCAAUUUGAUCUGGAAAGAGGUUUUCCACAAGAAGCAUGCAGAAUAUAUAAACUGGAGUUCUGCAUCAAAUAGAGCAAUAUGUAGACAAUGUCGUUCAAUUCUUUGGCUGAGCAGCUUGACAUGCGCCGCUCCACACCAUUGUCUCAAGAAUGGAAAGGAUGAAGUAAAAGUAGUGCCUCUAUUACCCUAUGCAGUUGCUUGUUACAUAUUGAAUGCUCAUGAUCGGCCAUCUUCAUCAUCCGAUUGUGAUGAUAAAGAUAGUGAUUCUGAAGAUAAUGUGCCCAGACGGUUUUGGAAUUCUCAUGUUGAGUGAGUUGGCAUGUAAAUGUGGCAUAGCUUUUCUGUAUACCAUUUGAAUUUCUGGUGGUUUCUUAAGUUGUAUGCUUAGACGCACUGUUGUAAUUCACUACUAGUAGGAGAAGACUCAACGAAAACUUGGACCUUUUGCUACAAUACUGUUGUCAAUAGAACAAUUGCAGCAAGAGCGAUUGUUGAUAGAGACAAUAAUUCUGAAGAUAUACUACGGCCACAGCUUCCCACA
Messenger RNA from Lolium rigidum, 1191 nucleotides. RefSeq names its product F-box protein At5g52880-like. Lineage: Eukaryota; Viridiplantae; Streptophyta; Magnoliopsida; Poales; Poaceae. The record is from RefSeq and is a predicted model, not a curated record. The transcript is spliced from 6 exons. The coding region runs from base 16 to 963 and encodes 315 amino acids. Gene Ontology annotation, molecular function: protein binding.